Molecule: messenger RNA, 3651 nt
Organism: Centruroides sculpturatus (bark scorpion)
Lineage: Eukaryota; Metazoa; Arthropoda; Arachnida; Scorpiones; Buthidae
Product: GATOR complex protein DEPDC5-like
Exons: 26
Coding region: 63-3575 (1170 amino acids)
Biological process (GO): cellular response to amino acid starvation; intracellular signal transduction; positive regulation of autophagy
Cellular component (GO): lysosomal membrane; GATOR1 complex
Molecular function (GO): GTPase activator activity
Source: RefSeq, a predicted model, not a curated record
UAUUAUAGUUUCAUAAUAAACAAAAAAGCAGUAAUGUUACAACUGUAAUUGAUGAUUAUAAUAUGCCUCAUUGGAUUAACUUAAGUUUUUAUUCUUCAACAAAACAAAUAAGUUAUUCAAAUUUUGUUCCUCGAAUCAAAUUGCCAAUGCCAUUUACAAAAUCAUCAGAAAAAGAAAAAGGAAAAAUUGUGUAUACAAAACGUCCACAUUACAUUAACCAACCUGAUUCAUUUCCUUCACUUUUUAAUUUUGAUGAAUAUGAUGAAUAUAUAUUCAAAUUACCUUCUCAUUCACAAAAUUCUCGCACAACACACAGUUUACAACGUCAUUCAUCAAGACGAAAGGCAACACUUCCAUCUAACAAUCACCCUCGUACCAUUCUUCCAAGAAGGAUGUCAGAAGAUAAAACUUCAACGACUUGUUUUGUGGCUUCAGAAACAAUUCCAGAGCCAAAAUCUGUUUAUGUGCCAUCUCCAGCUAUUACAAUUCCACUUCCAAAUUCACAAAGCAAUAUUUGUUAUUUAUCAUCAUCUUUGGGAACACCUUACGUUCCUGUUAGAGAAGUGACUUUGAAACGACCUCUAUCAAGAGACGAUCUUGAUCCUGAUUUUUCACCACCUUUUCGCAGUAUUGUUGGAAGUGCUGAUUCACAUGAGCAAAUAAAUACUCAUAAAAUUAUUCAUUGUCAUUCACGAGCUUUAGUUAAUCCAUUUGAUCCAUCUCACGUCACCAUAAAACUGACUUCAAAUAGAAGACGCUGGACACAUGUAUUUCCACUAGGACCAACUGGAAUAUUUAUGCAACAGCAUCAUUACCAAGCAGUCCCACAUAACACAGCUGCAACAUUAAUUCCAGCCGACAUGGAUAAAGAUUUAGUUCUUAGCCACGAAUUGUUACCUGUUUCUAUUUUAACAUCAGAAAAUUUUUGUAAAAAAAUUACUAGUAAUGUAAAUCAUUUAUCUACUUCAGAAGAUAUUUUUGACAAUGAAAGAUAUCAUCCAGAUGGGAAAAAAGCAAAGGAAAUGCAUUCUUCUGCCAGUUCUGCUAGUUUAAGUGGAGCAGAUAAUAUAAUAAGGAUUCGAAGUUCGACACGAACAUCUACAAUAAUUCCUCCUGAACCUCCCUCAAAUCGUAGUACUUCUUGGUUAUGGGGUGCUACAGGUGAACAAGAAUGGACCCCAGCAUUAACUACAGGUGUAGAUUGGAAGUCACUUGUUAUACCUGCUUGUCUUCCAAUAACUACUGAUUAUUUUCCUGAUAAGAGAAGUUUGCAAAAUGAUUAUGUUGUAUCUGAUUACUUUUUAUUACCUGAAGAUAUUAGUAUGGAUCUGACACAGAGAAGAUGUUAUCGUGACAAUGAAGAUUCUGUUCAUCAUGCACCUAUGAAAACUUCAGACGUUUUUUGUGAAUUGAUUUGCCAAAGACUACAGCAAGGAUUUCAAAUUAUAGUAUUGCCAAGACAACAAAUGUCUUGUUAUUCACAGAUGAAUUCUAAUUCCAGUCCACAAUUUGCUUUACCUAGUCUAAUAAGAGGACGUUUUCACUUAGAUCAACCAGAAGAAGUUUUAAUGAGUAUUGGUAGGAUAUUUCACAAAUUAACUCUUGAUGAUCUUACAAUUACUGUUACUCAAUAUCGUCCAAGGCAUCCUUAUCCAGUUGUCAAUAUUCAUUAUUGUUAUCGGUUUCAUGCACCUGACAAUGACACUUAUGGUGUAUCCUGGGUAGAUUUUGCUAGUGAAAAGUUAGAAAAUUACAAAUGGAAUUAUAUUGAUCAUUAUAUCUGUUUAAGAGGAGAAGGAGGAUUUGAACUAAAUGAGUCUUUGAAAUUUUGGCGACUUCGGUUGUUAAUUCUACCUGGUGUUCAGUCAGCGACAAGACAAAUUUUAGAAGGUGAUACACAUUGUGAUAUUUACAAUGAUAUUACCCAAGAAGAAAAAAUUCAACAAAGAGAGGGUUUUCUAAAACUACUUGAAAAUUUAAAUAGACUACGUAGACAUCCAAAUACACGAAAAAAGUUGCCGUAUAGUUCAGAAAAACGUAGAUUUAGUCUAGGUCAUACUUUACCUUCUCAGAGUAAUAUUAGUGGACAAGGCAUGGGAAAUUCUUUUCGUGAACGAGUAGGCAGUAACAGAAUACACGAUCGACCGAGAUCUCGUUCUGGAUCAAAAGCAAUAGAAAGAAUCAGGAUAGAUUUUUCUGGAAGUGGAAGAAUUUCUCCUGCUGCUGAAGCUGAUGCUAAACUGGCUGGUUCUAGUUCUUCUCUAGAAAUAACACAAGAAUCAAACACGGGAACUAGUGAUGAUAUAAAUGAAGAAUCAAAAUGGCUGAAUCUUAAUUCCCCAUUAUCUAAUGUGAUAGAAGUUAUGAAGCAUCCUAUCGAUGGCUUAACUUUCCUAACUAAUCAAGCUAGUUUACCUCCUUGGACAUUUAUUAGUGGUGAAGCUGUAUUUUGGUUAAAAGAGCAUGUCGAAGAUGUUGUUUCAGAUUUACAAGCCAUAAAAAUAUUACAGGAAAUGCAAAAGAAGAAAUUAAUAUGUCAUGCAUCUGGUGAAUCUAGAUUGGAAUUUUUUCAUGGAUUCUAUCUUUAUUAUAUUGUACCUCAAGAAAAAGAUAUAGAUAUUGAAUGCCAAACUGGUGAUCUUGAAAUGUUUCAAAAAGAAUGGUUAGAAGUUGAAUUAUUACCAAUUAAGCAUCCCUCAGAUUCUGAAACUGGAGUUAAUUGGUCUCUCAAUAGUGAUAUUGAUAACACUUAUGAAUUAUCGGAUGGAGAAUCUCGUUUGCAGUUAAAGAACACUAAUAUAGACAUAGAUGUUAGCAAAAAAAGUGAAAGAGUAGAAUGGGGUCAUGCUAAAUAUCAUAGCAUAUUUCAACCUGCUGAAGCAUUUGAAAUUACAAUAGAAUGGAUGGUUGCUACUGGAAAUCUUCUUGCAGAAUUGGUUCAAGGAUGGGCUAGAAAAGCAUCUGCUUCUAAUCUUCAAUUAGUGCCAAUUCCAAGUGAUCCUUUUGCUUUGCCAUUUUCUACGAAAUCUGAUCCUCUAAGAGGACCAAUUUUCAUUCCUUUGAAUUUAGAAUGUUUACCGGAAGCUGAAGUUCGUUUAUUAAAAGAAGAGGGCCUCAUCUCAUUUCAAGAGAACAUCUUAAAAAAAUUUGGAUUCAUUCUUCAUCGAGAUCCCAACAAUACGGGUCCUUCCCAAUAUGUACAUAUCAGCGGAAGUAUGUUUGUCAUCAUUACGACACACAGUUCUAACGACCAACAUAAUUAUCGUAUUAGGGGCGGAAAGCUUGAAAAAGAAGAACUGUAUAGUCCCCACGAACAGUACAUUACUAGACAUUUUAGUGGUUUGGUAAAAAAUGAAAUGCCUUCCAGAUCAAAAUUUAAGGUUGGAUUUCUCUGGUCGUGGAACUACAUGAUAACGAAACGUUGGAAGUCACCGGCCACUGGCGAUGAACAGUUCAUGAGGAAAGUGAUGAACAAUUUUCAGAUGUUCUGUGCCAAUAAGAAUGAGAGAUUAAAAAAUUUUUGGAAUGAAACUUUUGCAGAAGAAGAUGAUCCAUUAUUGUAUAUGGAACAAUAGGACGAAAUUAAUUUAAAAAUAACUUAAUACUCAUGCAUAAUUUGUUUAAUUGUUAAUUUAUGAAUAUUUUAUAAUG